CAGUGGUGGAGGAUUCAUAACUCGUAAUCAGUGCCUGUGUUACUUCCAUCCAGGACUAAGCAGCGAGAGGACUCCGAGACAUACAGGCCUAAUCCUGAUCGAGACGACAACACGAGAUUGGAACUUAAACCGUCAUGAGAUCAUCAGCAGCUCCGUGUAUUGUGAUCCUUUUCUUCACUCUCUCCGCUUCAGGCUCCUAUCCCAAAGCACAGAAUGUCACUUGGAAAUCAACCAACUUUAAAACUAUUUUGACAUGGCAGCCAAAGCCAUCAUCCGAUUACUCCUACACAGUAGAAUUUUCUGCGCUUGGCGGCGACAAACAGAAGAACACUCACUGCAUCCGGACCUUCGGGACGGUGUGCGAUCUGUCCAGUUCUUUGACUGACUUGAAAACCUGCUACACGGCAGAGGUAUCGUCUGUACCCCUGCCUGGAGCCACCUCUGACCUCAUUGAGUUCCCCUACACCAGAUCACCACGAUUCUGCCCUUACCAAGACACUGAUAUAGGCAAACCUGAGUUCAAGUUGACUGUAAGUGAGGACAAAAGGACCACAACCCUGUAUGUGACUGACCCACUCACAGCCAUAUUCAAAGAUGACCGCCAGCUGAACAUCAGGGAUAUCUACUCUGACCAGCUACAGUACUUUGUCACCUAUCGGAAAAACAAGAGCACCGGCAAGAAAGACAAGACCUCGAAGAGUAAUGUGAUAGAGAUUACCGGACUGGACAGGGGAGAGAGCUACUGCUUCAACGUUCAAGCUUUCAUCCCCAGUCGCAACGGUGACAAGGACAAAGGAGAGCUUAGCAUAACCCAGUGCACUAAUGACGACCAGUCAUUCUUUAAAGUGUAUUCAGUGGGUGUAAUCGCCGCUGCCAUCUUCCUCAUCUUGCUGCUGAUUGGCCUCAUCGUUGCUGUCACAGUGGUCUGCUACAAAUGCCGGGAGAAAGCUCCGAAAACAAGGAAUGAAGAAUCAGAAUCACCACUGCGGGAUGUAUAGAGUUUGUUUUUCAUCUAAGAUCAAGUCUGACAUUUCAUUGUCAAACACUGGAAUCAACCGUUCUUUUAGUUUCUGUGAAACUGUCUCUGAAUAA
Molecule: messenger RNA, 1092 nt
Organism: Labrus mixtus (cuckoo wrasse)
Lineage: Eukaryota; Metazoa; Chordata; Actinopteri; Labriformes; Labridae
Gene: f3a
Product: coagulation factor IIIa
Exons: 6
Coding region: 135-998 (287 amino acids)
Biological process (GO): blood coagulation
Cellular component (GO): membrane
Molecular function (GO): protein binding
Source: RefSeq, a predicted model, not a curated record